Molecule: messenger RNA, 920 nt
Organism: Myxocyprinus asiaticus (Chinese sucker)
Lineage: Eukaryota; Metazoa; Chordata; Actinopteri; Cypriniformes; Catostomidae
Product: glutaredoxin-related protein 5, mitochondrial
Exons: 2
Coding region: 47-514 (155 amino acids)
Source: RefSeq, a predicted model, not a curated record
UACUUAAAGCUCUCUGAAUCUUCACCAAGUCAUUCAAACGUGUACAAUGAAUACCAUUAUUACAUCGACAGCUCGGUGUCUUCGAUUGGGGUCGUGGCAUUACCGAGCAGCGCAGAAUAAUGGAGAGUUGCUGUCCGGUUGGGCCCGACUCAUGUGCUCUGAAGCGGCCCAGAAGAACCUGGCGGAGAUGGUGAAGAAGGACAAAGUGGUGGUGUUCAUGAAAGGCACCCCUGCACAGCCCAUGUGCGGCUUCAGCAACGCCGUGGUGCAGAUCCUCAGGAUGCACGGAGUCGAUAAUUAUGCUGCUUAUAACGUGCUUGAUGAUCAGGAUAUUAGACAAGGAAUAAAGACUUUCUCCAACUGGCCGACAAUUCCACAAGUGUUCUUCAAUGGCGAGUUUGUUGGGGGCUGUGACAUUUUUCUUCAGAUGCAUCAGAGUGGCGACCUGGUAGAGGAACUUCAGAAGUUGGGCAUCAGAUCAGCUCUGCUGGAUCAAGAAAAAGAGUCCAAGUAGGAGUGUAGUUGGAAAGACGGGUCUUCAAGAUGGGUCUUUGGGGAAAUUCUCCAUUGACAUAAACCUCAAAAAGGUUGACUUGUGAGGGUGAUGACCUGCGGAAUAAACUGCCCUCAGAUAACUGAAGGAAGUGUUGGCAAACCACCCGAAUCCUGAGAAAUCACUGUAAAACACUUGACAUAGAAUCACACCACAUUUCUUCUGCAGCAUAUGUUUGUCUUGAUUUAAGAUAUGCUAAUGUUAGACGACUGCUUAUUUAAAAUGUUGUAUUUUUAAAUAUAUUAUGAAAUGUAUUGUAGAUGUCGAAAUGUUUUUUUUUUUUUUCUUUUUUUUUCUGCAAUAAAAUAUUUUAAAGCACCUGUAGUUUGAAACUAAAGCUAUUGGGUGUGUCUCACAAGAUUAUGAA